Molecule: messenger RNA, 1800 nt
Organism: Quercus robur (English oak)
Lineage: Eukaryota; Viridiplantae; Streptophyta; Magnoliopsida; Fagales; Fagaceae
Exons: 18
Coding region: 106-1599 (497 amino acids)
Molecular function (GO): S-adenosylmethionine-dependent methyltransferase activity
Source: RefSeq, a predicted model, not a curated record
CCUACAUAAUUCAAGAAUAAUAAUAAUAAUAAUAAUAAUAAUAAUAAGAGUGUUGAGCAGUUUUUUUUAAGAGUUGGAACUGUAGUGAGGUUAGUGUUGAUCGAAAUGUCAUUGCGGCGAGUAGAUGAGCAGGAAGAAGAGGAAGACGAGGAACGACGUCGUCAGAGGAAGGCUGAAGAAGCCCUCGAAGUCAAAUCCCUUCGCCGCAUCAUUAGCGCCUAUCUCAACUAUCCAGAUGCUGCAGAAGAGGAUGUCAAAAGAUAUGAGAGAUCUUAUGAUAAGCUUCCACCUGCCCACAAGGCUUUACUGUCGCAUUGCCCUUUAAAGUUUCAAAGAAUAAGACGGUGUGUCUCAAUAAAUUCAUAUUUCAUAUUCAACAUGCUUCAGGAAUUUGAACCCCCACUUGAUAUGAGCCAAGAUGUAGAUAGUGGUGAAGACUCACUUCGUGAGAAUGUCCCAAAUGGUCACCUCUUCUUGGGAGACAGGAAUGUUCACUCUUGUCAGUUGAACUCGACAAUUGGAAGCUUGUGUUUCUCCACAUCUGAUCAAGUCUGUUCUGCGGAAGGGAGCAAUGUGAUGUGCAAAUCACCCAAAUGGGACAAUACCAAUGAGGAGAUGGAAGCUGAAAGUCAUCAUGAGCCCAUCAUUGGGAGGUGUCCUCCAGGCUUCAAUUAUGAUGAAGAAAGAGAUAAAUGUAGUGGAAAUGAGAUUACUAAUUUGAAUGGAAAUGUAUCCUCGUCAUUUCAUGAGUGGUUGGAUCCCUCAUUCCAGUUGAAUGUUCCUUUAGUUGAUGUUGACAAGGUUCGUUGUGUGAUAAGGAGUAUAGUUAGAGACUGGGCAGCAGAGGGACAGAAAGAACGUGACCAGUGCUACAAACCUAUUCUUGAGGAGCUUGAUGUCCUAUUCCCAAAUCGCAAAACGAGCAGCCCUCCUUCCUGUUUGGUUCCUGGUGCUGGACUUGGCCGGUUGGCUUUGGAGAUUUCAUGUCUAGGUUUUAUAAGCCAAGGAAAUGAGUUCUCAUACUACAUGAUGAUAUGCUCAAGUUUUAUUCUUAAUCAUACACAAACUGCUGGAGAGUGGACUAUAUAUCCGUGGAUCCACAGCAAUUGUAAUUCACUUUCAGAUAAUGACCAACUUCGACCCGUUUCAAUACCAGAUAUUCAUCCAGCUAGUGCAGGAAUUACUGAAGGCUUUUCAAUGUGCGGUGGUGACUUUGUUGAAGUUUACGGUGAUCCAAGCCAAAUGGGGUCUUGGGAUGCAGUUGUGACAUGUUUCUUUAUUGAUACGGCUCACAAUAUCAUUGAAUAUAUUGAAAUCAUAUCGAGGAUACUUAAAGAUGGGGGAGUUUGGAUAAAUUUGGGUCCCCUACUAUAUCACUUUGCGGAUAUGUAUGGACAAGAAGAUGAAAUGUCCAUUGAACCGAGUUUGGAAGAUGUGAAGAGCAUAGCAUUGAAUUAUGGAUUUCAGAUUGAGAAGGAGAAGACUAUUGAGACAACAUACUCUACAAAUCCUAAAUCAAUGAUGCAAAACCGUUACUAUGCUGCUUUUUGGACUAUGAGAAAGAAAUCAGCAACAGCGAAGGAGGUUUCACUUAAUUAAUUAAUUAAUUCUCUGGCUUCAAAUUCUCAAGUGUUAUAAGACUUACAGCUGGCUUUUCAAGUUUUUAUUAUUAUUUUUAUUUACUUAUAAAGGGUAUAUAUAUCAUAGUAUAAUUUUCAAUAAUUACAAAAUGGAGUCAAAAAGUGUAGGCAUGAAUGCAUCAAUUAAUUUUUAUUUAUAAUUGUAAGAGUUUCUUAGAAA